UCCUAAGGAGAAAAGGGGGGAAACCCCACAAUUCUGCACUUUCUUCUCUUCCAAUAGUCACCACUUUUUAAUUCCUCGCCAAGGUUUUCCUUUCUAAAUGAAGAGGACUGGGAGGCUGGGCUAUUUGGAAGGAGCUUCUGAAUAGAAAAGAGAAAGAGAGGCACUUGACUGUGAAUGCGGAGACUGUUUCCCUGCUAGGGUAGAGACAGGGAGAGAGUGUGUGAGUGUGCUUGUGCCCGCGGGAGGACCAGGGAGGGCGGCUUUCCCUUCCUUUUCUAUUCUGCCUCCCGCCCUCCCCCUCCGAGGCUGCACGUCCAACCAUGAGUUGCCUGUUGAUUUCCUUUCGCCUGGAAAGCACAGCAAACUGGAAUUAAACUGCAUGGGAGUGAAAUCCUCGCUCACUGCAAGAGGAUGGGAUGGUAGUGGAAAGCCACUGGCUCGGCGUAGAGACAUCCCAGUGUGUUCUGCGAGCAGGGGCGGAGAUAGAUCCAUUUUUUUUUUCCCCUCCUCCCGAUAGACUCACCCCGCAAACGCUGAUCAGGCUGUGGCUCUCUUGAUUUCGCAAAGGGGGGAGGGGGAGGCUGGGAAGCCUUUUCGGAGGAAGAGAGGGAGGAGCCUGGCAGAGGGAGGAAACUACAAAUCGGGACACUAGUUCUUUGCGCUGCAUUUCCUCCCCUCCCUUUGGCUGCUCGGAAAGGAGAGAGAGGGGGGAGGAAAAAAAAAGGAAAGAAAAAAAAAAAACCGCUUGGCUGGGAGAUGCAGUCCGCCGCCGCCGCCGCCGCUGCCUUCGCCAGCAAUGCAAGAUUAGAUCUCUAAAUGCAGCAAAACACUGCCUGAACACAGACCAGCCUGCGCCACGAAGCAGACAUUUAUUUCACCGUGGGCAGGGGAGGGAAAGAAGCUUCAGAAAGGACACACACACACACACACACACACACACACACUAUCUGUGACUCUCUUCGUCGUGGAUCCUCACUCGCAGGAAUUUCAUCUCGGAAGACGAGAGUAACAAGUAAGGAUUUCACUUUCCGGAUCUGCCUGGAGACACACCUCCCCAGCCUCCCCCGCCCCAUGGCAAGACUAUUCGGGAACCUGCCGGCGGGAGUGGAUUUCCAGAGCCCUAGCGGGAGCGAGGCAAACCUACCGAUCCUCUAGCUCAUUAACAGCCCUCCCAGACUCCAUCUCCUUCUCCACGCCGCCUUCCCCGCACAAGUUUGAGCCUCCUGAAGUCCGGGCGAGAGAGACAAAGCCCCCCGGGGCUCGCCCUCCAGCCGCAGGGAGCCGCCGCCUCGCUCCGAACUGCUGCAGCUCCGCGGCGCCUCGGUUUCUAGCUCAGUGCGGAUGCUGUAGAUCAACAGGUUCGGGGAACUUGAGCGGAAUUCAGGAGAGGACUGACUGCCUGGGUGCCGCAGCUCGGGUGCAGAGGGAAGGGAGAACCCACAGACUUGUGGCUCUCGGUUCUCCCGGCGCGCGCGCGCGCGCUCCGCCCCGGCCCCAGGCUGGCGCGCACUCACCCGCUCGCCCCUCCAUUCCGGCUGCUCUUGCCCCCACCCCACCGGUCUGGGAUGUACCUAUCCAUCUGUUGCUGCUUUCUUCUCUGGGCCCCUGCCCUGACACUGAAAAACCUGAACUAUUCCGUGCCAGAGGAGCAAGGGGCCGGCACGGUCAUCGGCAAUAUCGGCAAGGAUGCUCGACUGCAGCCAGGACUUCCGCCGGCUGAAAGAGGCGGCAGCGGCGGGAGAAGCAAGUCCGGCAGCUACCGGGUGCUGGAGAACUCGGCGCCGCACCUGCUGGACGUGGACGCCGACAGCGGGCUCCUCUACACCAAGCAGCGCAUAGACCGUGAGUCCCUGUGCCGCCACAAUGCCAAAUGUCAGCUGUCCCUGGAAGUGUUCGCCAACGACAAGGAGAUCUGCAUGAUCAAGGUAGAGAUCCAGGACAUUAACGACAAUGCCCCCUCGUUCCCCUCCGAUCAGAUCGAGAUGGAUAUCUCUGAGAACGCAGCCCCAGGCACCCGCUUCCCCCUGACCAGCGCACACGACCCAGACGCAGGUGAGAACGGGCUCCGCACCUAUCUGCUCACGCGCGAUGACCACGGCCUCUUUGCCCUGGACGUCAAGUCCCGCGGCGACGGCACAAAGUUCCCCGAAUUGGUCAUCCAGAAAGCAUUAGACCGCGAGCAACAGAACCACCACACGCUCGUGCUGACGGCCCUGGAUGGGGGCGAGCCGCCGCGUUCCGCCACGGUGCAGAUCAACGUGAAAGUGAUCGACUCCAACGACAACAGUCCGGUGUUCGAGGCGCCUUCCUACUUGGUGGAAUUGCCCGAAAACGCCCCGCUGGGCACCGUGGUCAUCGAUCUCAACGCCACCGACGCCGAUGAGGGUCCCAAUGGGGAAGUGCUUUACUCCUUCAGCAGCUACGUGCCCGACCGCGUGCGGGAGCUCUUCUCCAUCGACCCCAAGACGGGCCUGAUCCGUGUGAAGGGGAACCUGGACUACGAGGAGAACGGGAUGCUCGAGAUCGACGUGCAAGCUCGAGACCUGGGACCCAACCCCAUCCCGGCCCACUGCAAGGUCACGGUCAAGCUCAUCGACCGCAACGACAACGCGCCGUCCAUCGGUUUCGUCUCCGUGCGCCAGGGGGCGCUGAGCGAGGCAGCCCCGCCUGGCACUGUCAUCGCCCUGGUCCGGGUCACCGACCGAGACUCGGGCAAGAACGGACAGCUGCAGUGCCGGGUCCUGGGUGGAGGAGGGACUGGCGGCGGCGGUGGCUUGGGCGGACCGGGGGGUUCUGUCCCCUUCAAACUCGAAGAGAACUACGACAACUUCUACACGGUGGUGACCGACCGUCCCCUCGACCGGGAGACUCAGGACGAGUACAACGUGACCAUCAUUGCGCGGGACGGGGGCUCGCCUCCGCUCAACUCCACCAAGUCCUUCGCGGUCAAGAUUCUGGAUGAAAACGACAACCCUCCCCGCUUCACCAAAGGGCUCUAUGUGCUCCAAGUGCACGAGAAUAACAUUCCAGGAGAGUACCUGGGCUCAGUGCUCGCGCAGGAUCCCGACUUGGGCCAAAAUGGCACCGUGUCCUAUUCCAUUCUGCCCUCGCACAUCGGCGAUGUGUCCAUUUACACUUACGUGUCCGUCAACCCCACCAACGGGGCCAUCUACGCUCUGCGCUCCUUUAACUAUGAACAGACUAAAGCCUUCGAGUUCAAGGUGCUGGCGAAGGACUCCGGGGCGCCCGCGCACCUGGAGAGCAAUGCCACGGUGCGAGUGACCGUGUUAGACGUGAAUGACAAUGCGCCGGUGAUCGUGCUGCCCACCCUGCAGAACGACACCGCCGAGCUGCAAGUCCCGCGCAACGCCGGCCUGGGCUACCUGGUGAGCACCGUGCGCGCCCUGGACAGCGACUUCGGCGAGAGCGGGCGCCUCACCUACGAAAUUGUGGAUGGCAACGACGACCACCUGUUUGAGAUCGAUCCAUCCAGCGGGGAGAUCCGCACUCUGCACCCCUUCUGGGAAGACGUGACCCCCGUGGUGGAACUGGUGGUGAAGGUGACAGACCACGGCAAGCCCACACUGUCCGCGGUGGCCAAGCUCAUUAUACGCUCUGUGAGUGGCUCGCUGCCAGAGGGGGUACCCCGGGUGAACGGGGAGCAGCACCACUGGGACGUGUCGCUGCCGCUUAUUGUGACUCUGAGCACAAUCUCCAUCAUCCUCCUAGCGGCCAUGAUCACCAUCGCUGUGAAGUGCAAGCGGGAAAACAAGGAGAUCCGCACUUACAACUGCCGCAUAGCCGAGUAUAGCCACCCGCAGCUGGGCGGGGGCAAGGGCAAGAAGAAGAAGAUCAACAAAAAUGAUAUCAUGCUGGUGCAGAGCGAGGUGGAGGAGAGGAACGCCAUGAACGUCAUGAACGUGGUGAGCAGUCCCUCCCUGGCCACCUCCCCCAUGUACUUUGACUACCAAACCCGCCUGCCCCUCAGCUCGCCCAGGUCAGAGGUGAUGUAUCUUAAACCAGCCUCCAACAACCUGACGGUCCCGCAGGGACACGCAGGCUGCCACACCAGCUUCACCGGACAAGGGACUAAUUCGAGCGAGACCCCUGCCACUCGGAUGUCCAUAAUUCAGACAGACAAUUUUCCCGCAGAGCCCAAUUACAUGGGCAGCAGGCAGCAGUUUGUUCAAAGCUCCACGUUUAAGGACCCAGAAAGAGCCAGCCUGAGAGACAGUGGGCACGGGGACAGUGAUCAGGCUGACAGUGACCAAGACACAAACAAAGGCUCCUGCUGUGACAUGUCUGUUAGGGAGGCACUCAAGAUGAAAACUACUUCAACUAAAAGCCAACCACUUGAACAAGAACCAGAAGAGUGCAUCAAUUGCACAGAUGAAUGCCGAGUGCUUGGUCAUUCUGAUAGGUGUUGGAUGCCACAGUUCCCUGCAGCCAAUCAAGCUGAAAAUGCAGAUUACCGCACAAAUCUCUUUGUACCCACAGUGGAAGCUAAUGUGGAGACUGAGACUUACGAAACUGUGAAUCCCACUGGGAAAAAGACUUUUUGUACAUUUGGGAAAGACAAGCGAGAGCACACUAUUCUCAUUGCCAAUGUCAAACCUUAUUUAAAAGCCAAACGUGCCCUGAGCCCUCUCCUCCAAGAGGUCCCCUCAGCAUCCAGCAGUCCAACAAAGGCAUGCAUCGAGCCUUGCACCUCUACCAAAGGCUCCCUGGAUGUUUGUGAAGCAAAACCCGGAGCCCUGGCCGAAGCAAGCAGUCAGUACUUGCCCACUGACAGUCAAUAUCUGUCCCCCAGUAAGCAACCGAGAGACCCUCCUUUCAUGGCUUCCGACCAGAUGGCAAGAGUCUUCGCCGAUGUGCAUUCCAGAGCCAGCCGGGAUUCCGGAGAGAUGGGUCCUGUCCUGGAGCCACCUGAUCACCCCAACCGGGAUCUGGGCAGAGAAUCCGUGGAUGCAGAGGAAGUUGUGAGAGAAAUUGAUAAGCUUUUGCAGGACUGCCGAGGGAAUGACCCCGUCGCUGUGAGAAAAUGAGGAAAGCAAGCAAGCAAGCAAGCAAGCAUUGGCAAUUUCUUGUCUCUUCUGUAGAGUUCAAAAAUGAUCGCUGACAACCCCUUUUCUAAGAGAUGGAGGAAGACCAAUGCUGCUUCAGGAUUUUAGUGAACAUCUGAGGUGCCCACAGUAUGUUCUUUUCACUGCUGUUUCUUUUUCAGAAAUAACAAAGGUUCCGUUUCCACCAAACUUAUAUUUAGGACAGAAUUAAUGAUGCUUAAUGAGAAAAGAGAGAAAACAAUGGGGAGAAAAGCAAGAGAAGAAUGAGGAGACGCGUAAAUCUUUUGACAAUCUGUUAAGGUAUGCAGUGGCCUGAACUGAAGUAUUUCUCAUCCCUCUAAGACUGUCCUCCGCGAUUUAUGCUGACUUAUCUGUUUACCUAUGAAUCCCAUUAAAAACAAACAAACAAACAAACAACAACAACAAAGCAGCAGGGUCAUAAUUUUGUGAUCUGUGGUGGAUUUCUAGCAACCAUCACAGGCUUCUACUGAAAGUCCCGAAAAGACCUUGCAGUAGUCCAAGCUACACCAAACAUUAAUACAUAGUUGUGGUAAACAUUUCUGUAUAAAGUUACCUGCCACACAUAUGAACACAAAGAGCAUUCCGUAUCAUUAGUCAAAAACAAAACAAUACAAAAACACACAAAAAAUAAAACAACAAAAAAACUUUCCUUGGUCAUUUGUAAGACACCUCAUGUCGUAUAAAAGUUAAAUGUAAAAAGAGAUAUAGUCCAUUUUGUCCUGCACACAUGUAGACUAAUUCACUUCACUAAAGAGAACAAAAUUUAGGACAAGGUAAAAUAAAACAAAGGAGAAAAUUAAAGAUGCAUAUUGAGUAUUUUAGUGUCCAACAAAGAUACAAACCAUGAUAGGUUUGUUUUAAAUUUAACAUAGAAAAAAAACUCCUGAAAAAGGGUUACCAUUGAGUGGUCAUAUUUGACAGAGAGAAUCAACAUGAUGAUUAUGCUUUCUUCAUUUGUGGACACUAAAAGAGCUCAGGAAAGUGAAAAUGUCUUAGACCUACACAAAUCAUAUGACCAUUUAAAUGUGCAAAUGUAAGAAGAUUCAAUGUGUUUACAUCAAAUGACAUAUUUUUUAUUGAUUUAUUGCAGAUUCCGUGCAUAUGAGCCAAAUUGUUGAGUGUAUAAGAGCUAUAUUGUGUAUUUUAUUAAAUUAAUAUAUAGUUGUGUUGCAAAAAUCUUUGGGCUUAUAUUGUAAAUGGCAAGUGUCGCCUCGGUAGCUGUCGAACUCUAUGAGUUUUGUUUUCCCCUGCUUCCUUGUCCCCAUGGAAUGUGGGAAGUGCUGCCUCAGAGCAGAGUCUCUCCUUCAAUGUAUAGUCUACCAAGUACUACAGUAAAUAACCUGUUCAGAAUGUGUUUGAGUGAGCUGAUGGAGCUAACUGAAAGGUCAAAAAAUUACAUCUGUCAGUCAUGUUUCUGUGCAAGUCCUUGUAGAAGCUUUUAUUAAAGUCAUGCUAAAUCACAAGAAUCACCUUUGUACCAAUACCUGAAACUUCUUCCUGUCCUUUUCAAUAACAUACAGUUUCUACCUAUGUAGAUAUCUUACCAUUAGUUGGUUCUCCAAAGUAUCUUCAGUGGUUCAGAUGUGUGCCUCCAUUUCUAUU
Messenger RNA from Perognathus longimembris pacificus (Pacific pocket mouse), 6686 nucleotides. RefSeq names its product protocadherin 17 (gene Pcdh17). Gene Ontology annotation, molecular function: calcium ion binding. Gene Ontology annotation, biological process: homophilic cell-cell adhesion. NCBI's taxonomy places the organism in Eukaryota, Metazoa, Chordata, Mammalia, Rodentia, Heteromyidae. The transcript has 4 exons. The coding region runs from base 1566 to 5045 and encodes 1159 amino acids. Gene Ontology annotation, cellular component: plasma membrane. The record is from RefSeq and is a predicted model, not a curated record.